CACUAAAUACAAUUGUUUACACUGCAGUGGCAGAGGACGCAUUGUUAUUAUCAGAUUGUUGAUUAUUGCAAAACCAAAACGCCCAAUUCUUACUUUUUUCUGGCAAUUUAUUUGUUUAUUUUCUCUCAAAGGAUUCUACUUCCUAUUACCCAACUGAGUUAUAUCCUCUCAAAACCAUCUGAAUUAAUAUUUAAGAUGGUAGUUUUUUACAGUUGGUGUCCCAGCAACAGUCAUGUGACCUGUAGAAGUGACCUUAAGUAAAACACUGAAUGUCCCAGAUAAGAAUUUCAGCUAUAAUAGUAACACAAAGAUGUAAUUUAAACUGAUUAGUCCAGUCACCUCCAUCGAUUCAUGUCAUUCAGCAGUUUAAUAUUAAACACUACCAUGCUAUAUGUUGUAUGUAAAGUCAGAAUCAGGUCUGAUGAUGCCAAACAAACACACAAAUCACACAAAUGCCUAAAGAAUGUCUGUUUUUAGGUUAAUACUGUAAUUGUUUACAGUGUGCUCAUAAAAAAAACGUUGUUAUUCACGUUAUGUGUCCAAUGGUUUCUGCUCUAUACGCUGCUGUGAAUACGUUCUUGAUGUUUCUAGAUAUGGAGUCAUUAGAGUCAUUAGCUGAGGAGCUGAAUGUGAAUGGUCUCUUCAGGGCGCCUCAUUAUGCAGGCGCGUUAAAAGAAAGCAGCUGGGGGGUAAAUGGGUGGUUAAGGGCUCGAACAAAAAGAGGGGCAGGGUCUGUGAGGAGGGUCAGGAUUCAAAUUAUAAGUGGGAAGAUGUCCCCAUUGUCAGUGGGGUAUAUAGCAAGCUGAGAGAGAGAUUGAGAAAGAGAGAGAGGGAGAGAGAGGGAGAGAGAGAGAGAGAAGUUCCCCAUCAGUGAAGCUCCAUUUGGGCCAGGAUUUAGAAACAUCACCAUGGCCUCUUCCUCCUCGCACUGCGUUUGGAUCGCUCUGUUUCUUCUCUCAGGUCACAUUGGAGUAUUGGGUCGAGCUUUGCGACACGCAGAUGAAUCCUCUGGAUCAACUUUACGCACGGACGCGUCUAGGCGGUGCACAGAGCUGGCUGCGCCUUGGCUGCUGGAGAACACGCACCAAGCUGCAGGAGAUGAUGAUGAUUACGGUGAAGCGACGCGGUUGCAGGUCCGCGUUAGGCCUUUCACACCGGGAGCCUCCUCACAGGGCCCGGUGGUUUUCCCAGGAAAAUCUCUGUUCAGCUUUGUGCGACGGGUUUACCACUGCUGUCAAGAAGGAGUCCACUGCAGGAACGUGAAGGGGAUUCAAGGACGACUGAGAGGAGGCACAGAUGUGGAGUUUCUCUACACCAGGGAGAUUUUAUCAUUGACGGUUACGAGAGCCGAGCUACACCUCCAGCUUUCCAACCCACAACAUCUGGAUAUCCAUCCUGUGCUUUCAUCAAUGGCAAAGCGAGACCUUCCUACAAGGUACAGUUUGUGGUCGCGGGGCAACACAGUGGAGCUGAGAGUGGAUCUGCUGUUCCUCAUCCAGAGUCUGCAGGAGGCGGCGGGUGGUGCCGGAGGGGGUCCCAGCUUGGCGAACAUGCGGCGGGUGGCGUUUUCUUCCAGGGGGCAUCCACCAGGAGGGGCUCUGCAGGACACCGAUGGUGACGUGUGGGGUGAUGAGGUCGGCGGCACUCUGCCUGCUCUGAAGCUGGGCCUGGUUCUAGGCUGCAGUCAGGCUGGAUCAGGGGUGUCCUGCGGAGCCGGCGGCGUUCACCUCUCACACACACCCUUCAUGGCUCUGUACUACAGAUGAAGUCAAACUGACACUGGACUGCAUGGAAAUCAUCUGGUUUAAACUAUUUUCUAUCUGAAAAGACACACAGCCUCAAAGUUUACAAGGAAAAUGAUGCACUUCAAUGUCAAAUCUAUUAAUUUAUAAUUGUUAUUUUUUUUUGUAAAUAUAUAUAUAUGUUAAUAGUGAAUAUGAUAUACUGUAACUCUAUGGAGUCAUUCUUUUGGUUAUUAAAGCUCGAUCUAACAAUGGCUAGUGACAUAAAGAGUGUGGCCAUUUCUGUUUUUGGUAUAGGGCUGUCAAUUGAUUAAAAUAUUAAAUUGCGAUUAAUCA
Sebastes umbrosus (honeycomb rockfish) is the source of this 2078-nucleotide messenger RNA. RefSeq lists its product as uncharacterized. The transcript is spliced from 3 exons. The record is from RefSeq and is a predicted model, not a curated record. The coding region runs from base 909 to 1766 and encodes 285 amino acids. Lineage: Eukaryota; Metazoa; Chordata; Actinopteri; Perciformes; Sebastidae.